UCCCAACGUCAUACUUCCAAGCACUGAGAAUUUCACGUGGAGUAUAGUGAAGUAGACUUCAGUUUCUCUACAUCACUUCUGUAUUAGAAUUUUUUUUAAUCCUUUCAUAAUCUUGUUGCAUGUUUAAAUAAAUCAAUAUGGCCCGAAUGAACCGCCCAGCUCCUGUGGAAAUCACCUACAAGAACAUGAGAUUCCUGAUCACACAUAAUCCAACCAAUGCAACCUUAAACAAAUUUAUAGAGGAACUUAAGAAGUACGGUGUUACCACAGUGGUAAGAGUGUGUGAAGCUACUUAUGACACUGCUCCGGUGGAAAAAGAAGGCAUUCAGGUUUUGGACUGGCCCUUUGAUGACGGUGCUCCACCAUCCAACCAGAUUGUUGAUGAUUGGCUAAACCUCCUUAAAGUUAAAUUUCGUGAAGAACCUGGUUGUUGCAUUGCUGUACACUGUGUUGCUGGUCUUGGAAGAGCUCCAGUCUUAGUUGCUCUUGCACUGAUAGAAUGUGGAAUGAAGUAUGAAGAUGCAGUGCAGUUCAUAAGACAGAAGCGGCGUGGAGCUUUCAACAGCAAGCAACUUCUGUACUUGGAGAAAUACCGCCCCAAGAUGCGUCUGCGCUUUAAAGACUCCAACGGUCACCGAAAUAAUUGUUGUAUUCAGUAAAGCUCAACAGCCUAUAGUACUUCUUUGGAAAUAAAGGGUGGAAACUAGAAUUAAGCAGACUGCAUGCCAAAGACAUCAGUCUGGUAUUUUUUAGUAGUAAAGGAAGCUUCCUUAGGAGUAUUUAUUAGGCUGAAGGCUCAGUAGAAAUGCAACUUGUAUGUUUAGAUAAAUAUCUGUCUAUUUGGAGACCCAGUAAAUGUUUUUGCUGUACCCUGUUUCUAAGCUGUCUCCUUGUUCAUUAAUUAUCAAAUCAAAUAUCCUUUAAUCAUGCCAUUGAGUCUUACUGACCUAGUUUCAACUACUAAAAAUUGGGGUACUAAAAUAAAUCAAUCUAUAGAGAGAUUAGGUGCCAAAAUACCCAGCAUAUCAGCUUCAUGUUUUUCCUUAAAAUGGGCAUAGUUCUGAUGAUGUGAGAGCUACCAGCUUAUCUGGACCUUACUAUCUUUUUUUCUACAGUCAUUUCAAUAUUGAAGAAUAUGGCCUCUAAAGUAGUCUUGCCUGCUCACGGUAUGUUUUGUCUCCCACAAUCGCACUAGAAUUAUCAAGAUUUGCACAGUUUGUCUUUUUAAUACUAUGAAUUACAGCAACUUUUUACCCCUGCAUCUGUACUUUUCUGUUACCUGAACCUCUCCAUAUUACAAGUCAUUACUCUGGUUAUUCAUGUAGAAGAUCUUUUAAAUUGUACAGAAGCACACAAGUCUUUAAUGUCUCCAGACAAAAGCCUUACAGUAAAAUUAAUGUUGGCACUUCAUGUGCAACUUAACAGAGGGCCUGAAAAGGUUGGGAGGGGCUAUUUAAUAUUUCUAGUAAAAUGUUGCCUUUGUCUUGUGCAGGAAGUAUAGAAUAUGCCCUUUACUUUAGUAAAUAUUUUUUUAAAACGUAGAAAUGCUUUGUUAUUGUAGCUAAAAAUUCUUAAUCAGAAAAUUUCUGAAAAAUCUUGUAGUUUUCUUUUACUGUACCUAUUGAGAGUUGUUUACCAACUAUUGCUUUGUUGAAAGUGUGAUCUUUUUAUUUUCUUUUCAUUUUUCCUCCUUGAGUUUCUGCUAUGACUUGGGCAGACCUCUGUAAUAUUUUGUAUGCCUUUCAAGCUGCGUAACUUAAUAUUUGGAUACUUGAUAAUUUGUUUUAUUAUGUAAUUGAUAAAAUGGUGAUGUGUAUUAAUGUUAGUUCAACCAUAUAUUUAUACUGUCUUGGGAAUGUGUGGUUAUAGUUCUGUGGGAGAAAUACUUUUGCCAGUGUUCACCAGCUUGUAAAAUCUAGUGCGAGAGCUUAAAACAUCUAAAUAAAGACUGAAAUGCACUUAAAAA
Haemorhous mexicanus (house finch) is the source of this 1966-nucleotide messenger RNA. RefSeq names its product protein tyrosine phosphatase 4A1 (gene PTP4A1). The transcript has 5 exons. NCBI's taxonomy places the organism in Eukaryota, Metazoa, Chordata, Aves, Passeriformes, Fringillidae. Bases 138 to 659 code for a protein of 173 amino acids. Gene Ontology annotation, molecular function: protein tyrosine phosphatase activity. The record is from RefSeq and is a predicted model, not a curated record. Gene Ontology annotation, cellular component: nucleus. Gene Ontology annotation, biological process: protein dephosphorylation.